This is a messenger RNA of Nicotiana tabacum (common tobacco), 1733 nucleotides long. RefSeq names its product BAHD acyltransferase DCR. The record is from RefSeq and is a predicted model, not a curated record. Lineage: Eukaryota; Viridiplantae; Streptophyta; Magnoliopsida; Solanales; Solanaceae.
AAGUAAAUCACCUUUCUUGGCUCAUUUUCCAAUCACCAAAAAAACAAAGCCAUUUUCAGUUGUUCAUCUCUCUUGCUUUUCCAAUUUCAUCAUCAUUUGUGAAAUUAGCCAUGGCAGGUGAAGUAGCAAAGGAGGAAACUGUUGUUACAAAAGUGAAAAUCCUGAAGAAAACCAACGUAAAACCACAUAAACCACUAGGCAAAAAAGAGUGUCAAUUGGUAACAUUUGAUCUUCCUUACUUAGCUUUCUAUUACAACCAAAAGUUGCUGAUCUAUAAGGGUGCUGAAAACUUUGAUGAAACGGUGGAAAAAUUGAAAGAUGGUCUAGCCUUAGUGUUGGAAGAUUUCUAUCAACUAGCUGGGAAACUGGGAAAAGAUGAAGAGGGUGUUUUCAAGGUGGAAUACGACGAUGACAUGGACGGCGCGGAGGUGAUAGUGGCUGCCGCAGAAGGAAUUGAUGUUGCAGAUCUUACGGAUGAAGAAGGCACCUCCAAAUUCCUGGAUUUAAUUCCUUGUAAUAAAAUCUUGAAUUUUGAAGGGCUUCACCGGCCUCUUCUGGCUGUGCAGCUCACCAAGCUCAAGGAUGGACUCACCAUUGGAAUAGCAUUUAAUCAUGCUGUGCUGGACGGUACUUCCACGUGGCACUUCAUGGCCUCCUGGGCACAACUCUGCAGUGGGUCCACCUCCAUCUCGGUCCCACCUUUCCUUGAACGCACCAAGGCUCGCAACACCCGAGUCAAGCUCAACCUUUCUCCGCCAUCAGACGCACCAGAACCUGCCAAGUCAGCAACCAAUGGUGACGUCACCGCCAGCGUGGACCCACCUCUCCGCGAAAGGAUCUUCAAGUUCUCCGAGUCAGCAAUUGACCAAAUCAAGUCAAAGGUCAACGCUAAUCCACCGGAAGGAUCCUCCGCCCCAUUCUCUACAUUCCAGUCGCUCUCCGCACACGUGUGGUUAGCCAUCACACGUGCCCGCCAGCUCAAGCCGGAGGACUACACAGUCUACACUGUCUUCGCCGAUUGCCGGAAAAGAGUCGACCCUCCGAUGCCAGAGAGUUACUUCGGAAACCUAAUUCAGGCGAUUUUCACGGUGACGGCGGCGGGUUUAUUGCUGGGGCAGCCAAUUGAGUUCGCCGCCGGGAUGAUACAGCAAGCGAUUGUGAAACACGACGCUAAGGCGAUUGACGAACGUAACAAGGAGUGGGAGAGUAAUCCGAAGAUUUUUCAGUACAAGGAUGCUGGAGUGAACUGCGUGGCUGUCGGAAGCUCGCCGAGGUUUAAGGUGUACGACGUGGAUUUUGGAUGGGGACAGCCGGAGAGUGUGAGGAGUGGUUCGAAUAAUAGGUUUGAUGGAAUGGUGUAUUUGUAUCAAGGGAAAAAUGGAGGAAGAAGCAUUGAUGUGGAGAUUAGUUUGGAAGCAAAUGCUAUGGAGAGGUUGGAGAAGGAUAAGGAGUUUCUCAUGGAAGCUUAAUUAAUUAGCUAGAAUGAGAAUCUAUCUCUAAAUUCUAUGAGUAAUUUGUAUGUUUCCCUUUUUUUUUUCUAUCUUUUUCCUUUUGUUUUAUUUAGGGGUGGGGUGGGGUGGGUAGUGGUUUUCUCCUUCUUCUUUUAUUUAUUGUUUUCUGCUUUCUAUGUUUUUCGUUCUUUGUAUGUUAUGCAGAGACGAAACUCAUGAGUAUAAAGGAAUAAAAGUUUGUUAGAGAUUAAUGUGAUAUCUUUUAGGGGUCGUUUGGUAAGA